AUGGAUCCACUUCCCUCUGUCAACCAUGUGUUUUCUCUUGUUGCACAACAAGAGAGGCAGUUACAGAUCGAAGGUAAUGCUUCAAAUCAUGAUCCUUCAAGAAUUUUUUUUAACUCUGUUGAACAGAUCCAAGAGAUAGGACAGUCACAAGGCCGUGGAAGAGGAUCUAGACUUUGUACCUACUGUGGAAAAACUAGCCACACAAUAGAGACAUGUUUUGAAAAGCAUGGUUAUCCUCCUGGCUAUAAACAAAGAAGUGUUGUACAUAAGGUUAAUGCAGCUGUGAAUGAAGAUAAAGGUUCUGAUCAAAUAUAUAGUACUCAGGCUGAGACAAAGGAGAGCUUUACCAAGAGUCAGUAUCAGACUAUCAUGGAGAUGAUUCAACAGUCGAUGCUGAUACAACAGAAAUUUAGUCCACCCUCUUCUCAUGUCAGUAACAUGGUGCACACUAAGGCUCUUAAUGCAGAUGGGAAUUCUUAUGGAGCAACAUCAGACUUGUUUCAUUCAACAACAACAGUCCAGGAGAUGAUUGGUUCUGCUAGUUUGAUGAGAGGAUCAUAUGUGAUCACUCAAGGUGGUCCAAGGCAUGAAGGUUCAACUGGUAACACAGCAAGGCAGCUGAACUUUUCUAAUAAUAGCAGUUUUGUUUCAGAAACUAAUGCCACUGAUGUUUGGCAUUUAUGUUUGGGCCAUUGCUCCAAACCUGUAAUAAAGGCCAUGAUGCUACAAUACCCUUUUAUUACUUGUAAAGAUAUAUAUACACCAUGUGAUGUUUACCAUAUGGCAAAACAGAAAAAGCUUUCCUUUAGUUUGAGCAAUGUUGUAUCAAAGAAUCCUUUUGAUCUUGUACAUAUAGAUAUCUGGGGACCAUAUUUUGUGUCCUCCAUUCAUGGUCAUUGUUUCCUUUUAACAAUUGUUGAUGAUUGA
Messenger RNA from Gastrolobium bilobum, 927 nucleotides. RefSeq lists its product as uncharacterized. Bases 1 to 927 code for a protein of 308 amino acids. The transcript has 2 exons. Lineage: Eukaryota; Viridiplantae; Streptophyta; Magnoliopsida; Fabales; Fabaceae. The record is from RefSeq and is a predicted model, not a curated record.